This is a messenger RNA of Peronospora farinosa, 609 nucleotides long. NCBI's taxonomy places the organism in Eukaryota, Oomycota, Peronosporomycetes, Peronosporales, Peronosporaceae. The record is from the annotation of a GenBank genome assembly.
AUGUUCUCGACCAACUUGAUCUUAGCCGGCAUUCUCGCCGCAGGUCUUGCAUCCGCCGAUGUCCCGCUCUUCGCGCAUCACGAUGCCACCUACUCGUUGGCAGGACCUGUCGGAGUCUCCAGCACUCGUAACUUGAGAGCCAUGCCUAAACCGACCGCAGUGGAUGGAACGACCUGGUCACCGCACACUUAUGAGGCGGAGCCUCACGUCAAGCCGACACCGACGUACCAGGCGAAGCCUCACGUUAUGUCGACACCGACGUACCAGACGGAGCCGACUUACCAGAUGAUGCCUAACUUCGACACCGCCGGGUCCCCGUCGCCCGCUUCACAGUGCAACAAUAUCGGUGGCGAUGGCGGUGCCCCAGUUGAGAACGGUGCCCAGUUGCUGGAUCUUGAUGUGAUCGUGUCCAUAGGCGCGGACAGCGUCCGAGCGUGUUGCAACGCGUGUGCGAACACCAAUCUAUGCAUUGCGUUCAACUUCCAACCACUCCUGGUAACCAAUGUGUGCGUGCUGGCACGCUCGAGAGACGGCAUAGUCGGGGGUCAGCCGGGUAGCCCCGUCGCAUCAAAUGGUCUUUUGAACUUGGAUGCUAUUGUGAAUCUGUGA